Messenger RNA from Sphaerulina musiva SO2202, 786 nucleotides. Its product is annotated as 40S ribosomal protein S4. The coding region runs from base 1 to 786 and encodes 261 amino acids. Gene Ontology annotation, biological process: translation. The transcript has 4 exons. Gene Ontology annotation, molecular function: structural constituent of ribosome; RNA binding. Gene Ontology annotation, cellular component: ribosome; cytosolic small ribosomal subunit. The record is from RefSeq and is a predicted model, not a curated record. Lineage: Eukaryota; Fungi; Ascomycota; Dothideomycetes; Mycosphaerellales; Mycosphaerellaceae.
AUGGGUAGAGGACCAAAGAAGCACCAGAAGCGUCUGUCAGCGCCAUCGCACUGGCUGCUCGACAAGCUCAGCGGUAGCUAUGCGCCCAAGGCCUCGCCAGGUCCGCACAAGUUGCGCGACUGCAUGCCUCUGAUCGUCUUCAUUCGCAACCGUCUGAAGUACGCCCUCAAUGGCCGCGAGACCAAGGCGAUUGUCAUGCAGCGCCUGAUCAAGGUCGAUGGCAAGGUCCGCACCGAUCCUACCUACCCAGCCGGCUACAUGGAUGUCAUCACCAUCGAGAAGACAGGCGAGAACUUCCGUCUCGUCUACGACACCAAGGGCCGUUUCACCGUCCACCGCAUCACUGAAGAGGAGGCACAGUACAAGUUGGGCAAGGUCAAGAGAGUACAACUGGGCAAGGGCGGCAUCCCAUUCUUGGUUACGCACGACGCGCGCACUAUCCGAUACCCAGACCCUGCGAUCAAGGUCAACGACACUGUCAAGGUCAACCUCGAGACUGGCAAAAUCGACGACUUCAUCCGUUUCGACACUGGUGUCAUUGCCAUGGCCACUGGUGGUCGUAACAUGGGUCGUGUCGGUGUCAUCACCCACCGUGAACGCCACGACGGAGGUUUCAACAUUGUGCACAUCAAGGAUGCCAUUGACAACGAGUUCGCCACGCGUGAAAGCAACGUCUUUGUCAUCGGUCGCGAGAAGCCUUGGAUCUCUCUGCCAAAGGGCAAGGGUGUCAAGCUCUCCAUCGCCGAGGAGCGUGACCGCAGACGCGCUUACGCUCAGGCUAACUAA